AUGUUUCAAGCCCUGGGCGUUCUGAAGCUUAUGCGCGCUCCUCUUGCGAAGCCGGAGGAAUCGCGAAUGCAACACUUAAGUCUGAUGUUUCGGUUCCUGGCUUUCCAACCGCCGACGCCCGCACUUGUACGGAAAGCAGCCCGAAUUCGAGAAAACCUCGAGCGCUGUUAUCCUCAAGUACCGCGAACACUGCUUCAACACCGAGACCCGUUCACGCUUCUCCUGGCUGUGGUGCUCUCCGCCCAGUGCACCGAUCUGAAAGUCAACGGCGUGACGCCCAAACUCUUCGAGUUGGCACCGACGCCACAGGCGCUUUUGCACCUCGGUGAGCAACGCAUUCGCGAGAUCAUUCGACCACUGGGGCUCGCGCCGCGAAAGGCCCGAGCGCUGGUAGGCAUAGCUGAACGUCUACUGGAGGAACACGGGGGCCAAGUUCCCCGCACGUUUGCGGAGCUGGAGGCGCUCCCGGGGGUUGGCCACAAGACCGCGUCCGUGGUGCUAUCACAGGCAUUCGGGGAGCCAGCGUUUCCCGUCGACACGCAUAUACACCGACUAGCGCAGCGCUGGGGCCUCGGCGGCAAGUCUGUCGAGGAGACCGAGUCCACACUGAAGGCUGUCUUUCCGGAUCCGUCUUCCUGGGCAGAGCUUCAUGUGCGCAUGAUUCUCUUCGGACGUGAGCAUUGCCCAGCGAUCAGGCAUGAUAUGGACGCGUGCCCUAUCUGUAGCUGGGCGGCGGUACCGGAAGCUCGAAGAGCGAAUAAACGCUCACCCCGCAAGUUCAUCGGCAUUGAACGGGCGAAGAACCCAGCUCAUAUUCGAGCAACGGAUAAGGCGCGCCACGCUGCGCCAGCAAUACCGAACGCACCUGACGAGCCCCUGGUUGAUCCGGGGAGCGCCGACGACAAACAGGUUUUCCCUGAAGAUUCCGAUAAUGAGCAGAACACAAUGCUUACGCGUAGUAGAAAGCGGCGAGUACUUCAAGAACGACAAAACGAGACGUGA
This is a messenger RNA of Cyanidioschyzon merolae strain 10D, 1002 nucleotides long. Its product is annotated as similar to endonuclease III. The coding region runs from base 1 to 1002 and encodes 333 amino acids. The transcript has a single exon. Gene Ontology annotation, biological process: base-excision repair; base-excision repair, AP site formation. Lineage: Eukaryota; Rhodophyta; Bangiophyceae; Cyanidiales; Cyanidiaceae. The record is from RefSeq and is a predicted model, not a curated record. Gene Ontology annotation, molecular function: DNA-(apurinic or apyrimidinic site) endonuclease activity; DNA N-glycosylase activity; DNA binding.